CAGUUUACGGCAUAUGGAUCUCUUGGGAGAGAUGUUGAACGAAGAAGAAGAGGAGGAUAAGCUGCCAGCAUGGCGUUUACACUGUAUUCUCUCAUUCAGACCGCUAUUCUCUGCACCAAUGCAGUCGCUGUACUGCAUGAGGAACGAUUUCUCAGCAAGAUCGGCUGGGGUGUGGACCAGGGAGUCGGAGGUUUUGGGGAUGAUCCAGGGAUCAAGGCUCAGAUCCUCCAUCUCAUCCGCUCAGUCCGGACUGUAAUGAGAGUGCCUUUAAUAGUAGUGAACUCAGUCUGCAUAGUCCUUUUGUUGUUGUUCGGUUAACACUGAGCACCAGGAUGAUGCCAGAAGACCAAGCAUAUGCCAAGGAAGAGACCCCCCCCCCUUGCCCGCCUGUCAGCAGCUUGACAACAAAAUGACAAAAUAUAAAAUACCAUUCUAUAGUUAUGUUUUGCAUAUUUCAUCACAACAUCAGUGAUUUUGUGAUGAAAUGUGUUUUAUUUGAGUGUUACCAAGUGAUGUGAGCAGUAGGGCUGGUACCAGCUUAAUUUCUCAUCACAGUGUAAUUUAACAUCAUGGACAACAUCUAGUCAUCGGUGUACUGCUUUUACCGAUAUGUUUAUAUUUUUGACAUGUGGUCCAGCCCUGGCAACUAACUUGCAAUUGAAAGUGAAAAGGUUAGCUAAUGAUUUGAGCAGUUGCUCGUAGAUGAUGAUGAUGUUUGUAAAUAAUACUGGUGGCUGUUACUAAAAUUCUUAACUCUACUCUUUAGACAGGCUCAUGAUUUGUCAACUCUUUAUCCUUCAAAUGGGCCUGUAGACAUGUUGCUGGACAUGCGACUUCAUGGACUCUUGAUUUAUUUGUGAUGGCAAAGUGUAAAAGCUUUCAGUUUUUAUUGCAUAUGAAAAAAUUGGUUAGAUAUGUGUAAUGUACAUUUUUAGCAAUAUUGCCAAACACAAGUCUGAACAUGUUCUUUUGUACUGUUUACAUUUCAAUACCCCCUAUCAAUGUCACACAAGUCAUUGAGGCGGUAUGUUAUUUUGAAAUAAAUGUAGGGAGUUCAAUUUAUUGAAAUUCUUUUGAUUGUCUAUGCUUCUACAUUUGAGUGGCAGCAGAUGAAUAAAGAACAUCUGGAUAAGAGUUUCUGCUGUUCACCACUGAAAUUCUCCUCUAAAUCCACUUUGACAGAGAAACAAAUAAUGAUUUCGAGUUAUCAAAGCAUAUGACCUGCUGAAUUCCUGACACUUCUGACCUCUUAUCUACAGGUAGAUGGGGUAUAGAUCAUUAUAUUUUAACUGCAUAUUUUUAGUUUCUCACCAUAAGCAGCUUUCAACCACAGCACAAAGUGUCUGUUCUAUAGUCUGAACUCUGAGACUCUUGGGAAACUCAAGGGAUGAUUUCUAAGAAUAAAAUAUUACUUCUACUAGAUUACAUUUCAACAGCCCUUUCUUAUUUUACUGCAAUGCAUUUUACAGUAGUGCGUGACUUCCACUUGAAUUAAAGGUGACAAAGUAACAGUACUUUUGCUUGAGGAGGGUACUAAACUAUCUUCUUCACCAGUGCUGUUUAUAAACAUUCACAUGCAUGCAUCUCUCAGUGACUUGUUUUUCCUGUCUCUGGUUUACAACAUUAAUAAUCCCCAUAUGCUCUGAAUUAUCACCAUUUCCUCCACUGUUAAGCUCCACAGAUGUUUUUAUUAACGCGUUUUGAUCCUAAGUACAUAGGUGGGGGAGUGGAUCGGAAAAGGAGAUCUGUUGGAAUUAGAAGCAUAUGCUUAUCAGCGUGAUUUGCACAGUAAAGCCACUUUGAUCUGUGAUUAGUGAAAGUUUAGCUGUGGAUUCAUAUUAAAAUUUAAGCAGCCAGAGGCUGAACAGCACAUGAAUGUAUCUGCAUUUCAGGUCAGGAUGCGUGGGUCUCUGUUCUCAACAAUAAACUGUAACAAUAUAAGUUAGUUUGAAUAACUUAAGAUGCUUUUCCAUUCUUUUUCAU
This is a messenger RNA of Monopterus albus (swamp eel), 1983 nucleotides long. It is a transcript of the gene ier3ip1, whose product is annotated as immediate early response 3 interacting protein 1. Bases 70 to 318 code for a protein of 82 amino acids. The transcript is spliced from 3 exons. Gene Ontology annotation, cellular component: COPII-coated ER to Golgi transport vesicle; Golgi membrane; endoplasmic reticulum membrane. Lineage: Eukaryota; Metazoa; Chordata; Actinopteri; Synbranchiformes; Synbranchidae. Gene Ontology annotation, biological process: endoplasmic reticulum to Golgi vesicle-mediated transport. The record is from RefSeq and is a predicted model, not a curated record.